Messenger RNA from Apus apus (common swift), 1128 nucleotides. RefSeq names its product zinc finger AN1-type containing 1 (gene ZFAND1). Gene Ontology annotation, biological process: cytoplasmic stress granule disassembly. The transcript has 8 exons. The record is from RefSeq and is a predicted model, not a curated record. NCBI's taxonomy places the organism in Eukaryota, Metazoa, Chordata, Aves, Apodiformes, Apodidae. Gene Ontology annotation, cellular component: cytoplasm; cytoplasmic stress granule. The coding region runs from base 31 to 840 and encodes 269 amino acids. Gene Ontology annotation, molecular function: zinc ion binding.
CCGCGGCCCGGCAGCCCCUGCGGACGGCGGAUGGCGGAGCUGUCGCUGGGGCGGCACUGCGGGGUGCCGGGAUGCCGCCGGCUCGAUUUUCUCCCCUUUGUAUGUGAUGGCUGUUCAGGUGUCUUUUGCCUUCAGCACAGGAGCCGGGAUGCUCAUGGGUGUUCUGAGGUGAAUAUAAGAAGCAGUUCUGAGAAACCAGAUCAGCACAGAUCUUACCCAUGCUCAUACAAGAACUGCAAUGGAAAGGAGCUUUUCCCAGUUUUAUGUCCUUAUUGUGAAAAACAUUUUUGUCUCAGACACCGGCAUCAAUCAGACCAUGAGUGUGAGAAACUGGACACACCAAAACCUCAAAUGGCUGCCACCCAGCAGCUAGUGAAACAUCUUAUAGAUUCUAAAAAAAGUGAGGAAGCAAAAAGCAAAAAACGUAAAGGAGCAAAAAACAGUGAGACAGCAGCAAAAGUGGCAUUAAUGAAACUGAAAAUGCACGCGUGUGGGGACAAGUCCUUGCCUCAGACAGAAAGAAUUUACUUUCAAGUAUUUCUACCAAAGGGGAACAAAGAGAAAAGCAAGCCCAUGUUCUUUUGCAGUAAGUGGAGUAUUGGGAAAGUAGUAGAUGUUGCAGCUUCCUUAGCAAGCCUUAAAAAUGACAACAACAAAUCAACAGCCCAGAAAUUGAGAUUAUGCCAUACUGCCUCUGGAGAAGCCUUGCCAUUUGAGCACAUAUUGGAAACAUGGCUAUCUGAUAAAGACUAUCCAUUGUACAAUGGUGGAAACAUAAUUUUAGAGUAUCUUGAUAAUGAUGUUCUGUUUAUAGAAGAUACAGAGUCGUACUUUAGUUAAUCAGCAAAUUAUCACAAAAAAAAAUAAAUAUCUUUUAGAAAUGUGGUAUUCAAACCAAGUCCAGUUUUCUUUUAAAAUUACUGGUAUGCCAGAAUCUGUCCUCAGUUAUAAAGACACAGUUCCCAUCAAUUUCUCCGUUGCUUGACUGACAGAAGAUCUAUGUCUUGAAAGGAAAAUAAGUUAUUAUAAUAAUAAAUAUUUCAAUAUUUUUUCUUAAAUUUUAUAUUUAUUUUUGUGUAAAUGAUGGAAAAAUUGUGUCUUGAAAUUAAUAAAUAAUGAAAAUGUAAA